This is a messenger RNA of Saccharomyces paradoxus, 1458 nucleotides long. RefSeq names its product phosphatidic acid-binding protein CHM7 (gene CHM7). Gene Ontology annotation, cellular component: cytoplasmic side of plasma membrane; multivesicular body; ESCRT III complex. Gene Ontology annotation, biological process: vesicle budding from membrane; late endosome to vacuole transport via multivesicular body sorting pathway. The coding region runs from base 1 to 1458 and encodes 485 amino acids. The record is from RefSeq and is a predicted model, not a curated record. The transcript has a single exon. NCBI's taxonomy places the organism in Eukaryota, Fungi, Ascomycota, Saccharomycetes, Saccharomycetales, Saccharomycetaceae.
AUGGAGUGCAAUGUUGCUAGAGAUAAUAAGAAGAUAUUUAAACUCUUUACCAAUAUCCGUCAAAAUACCACCAAAACCAGUCAACCUGUAUCUUAUUGCAUCUUAAUGAAAGUUUAUUUACCGGAAUCCAGACUGCCAUCUUUAUAUAGGGAUUUUAGGCCAUUGAAAGAUUUAAAUCCCGAUGGCUACGAAGCAAACAUCAGUACAUGGAGGGAUUUCUUACUGCAACGAUAUAUCAACAAUUCUAACAAAAUCACAUUUACUAUAGGGACAAAAAUUUUACAAGAGUUAACUCAUGAGGUUUACGGCGUGCCGAGAAGCAUUGAUAUAGCAAUUAACGUUCUUGUAAACGAAGGAAAUUUAAUACCUAUGGAGCUAUUCAAUCUCGGUGGAAUGUACAAUAAUAACAGCAAAAGUGGAUUUUGGAAGUGGAUCAGAAGUUGGAAGGGGUCCACAAAUAUGUAUAGCAGCCGGAAGGAUGAAACGAGUUUUUACUUGAAGGAAGAUAAAUUUAUUAUCAAAGCGAAUUUGGAAAAAGAAUAUCAAAGGUUUCAUGAAUCACUCAAAAGAAGCAUUUUUACAGAAGCCUCAUCUAUUACAGAUUUAGUAUUCACAAAGAACGAAUUCAUAACAGCGGGAAAUUUAAAAUCAUUCUUCUCAACUUAUGAUGAAGAAACGAAAAGCGUAUUCCUGUACUUUAUAGAAAAUUAUAAGCAUAUCAUAGUUUCAAAGGACAAUGUUAUCAAAGUCAUCGCAUCUGAAGUAGAAGAUGUUAUUAGCAAGUUCUCCAAAGACAUCACAGAAAACGAUCUUCGGAUUGCUAGUGUUAAAGUGGGUAUUUUAAACAUCAACAAACAGAUUGCAAGAUUAAAAAAAGAAAUUGAUGAGUCUAAUAUUCAACUAAGAGACCCAGAGUUUAAUGAGUUGCCUAGGAGAAUAAGGAUUGAAUAUAAACAGGCGAGGUUAUUAUCUGAGAAACAUCUUUCUAAACUACUGAAGUUUCAAAAUAAUCUUGCUCAAGUAAGAACUCAAAUAGAAACCAGUGCUACUAAUGCAGUUUUGGUUCAAACCUUGAGCGAAUCUAACGAAGUGAUCAAGUCAAUCAAUGGGUAUAUUGGUUCCACUGAAAAAGUGGAAGAUUUAUUAGAUGAGAUCAGAGAGGGUCAUGACCGCACCGAAGAGGUCAAUAAUUUAUUAACAAGUUAUAAUAAUAGUAAAGAUGAAGAAGUGGAAGAAGAGAUUGAAAGAGAACUAGAAAGAUUAGAACUUGACGAGAAGAAUAAGGAUAGGGAAGCAAAUAAGAUUCAAGGUUCCAACGAGCCAGAAGAAAACAGCAGCGAAGAUUUGUUGAAGAGACUAGAUAAUUUGAAGAUAAAUACAAAUGAAGAACCUAUGCAAGACAAUGCAGACCAAAAUGAUGGAAUGAGAGAAGUUAUGAUGGAAGAACAACCGCGUUGA